This is a messenger RNA of Daphnia magna, 1600 nucleotides long. Its product is annotated as ankyrin repeat domain-containing protein 34B. The record is from RefSeq and is a predicted model, not a curated record. Lineage: Eukaryota; Metazoa; Arthropoda; Branchiopoda; Diplostraca; Daphniidae. Gene Ontology annotation, biological process: protein localization to ciliary inversin compartment. The transcript is spliced from 4 exons. The coding region runs from base 848 to 1597 and encodes 249 amino acids. Gene Ontology annotation, cellular component: ciliary inversin compartment. Gene Ontology annotation, molecular function: protein binding.
CCGCCAUCAAACUUGUGAUUCACAGAUACGUGAUUGGUGUUUUACUGUUAGCAGAUUGUUAGUGGUGACGUAAUAUCCGCUUUGAUGGCGGCAGAAAAAUUGCAAGCUUCCUUAAAAAUUGCAUGAUAUUCUACAAAAAGAAAGAGUAAUAGAAGCUAUAAAUCAUUAGGAUAAGCCGCCGUUUCUUUUCUCCUUGCGAAGCAACGUGCAGUUAGCAGCGUGAAAACUGCAAGUAGAUACGACUACUAAAAAGAAACUUUUGGUAUUGUGACCACUUUCUAGUUUCCACGCUUCAGUUUAUGUUUAAUAACCGUAAAAGAUCGUACCUUCCAGAAUUUCCUAUGCGCGAUUUAGCAAAGUUUUCAUACAAACAUCGAAUUUCGUGUUACUUAACUAGGUUACGAUCGAAAUGCUAGAUCGACUGUAAUCUUCCGUUUUUCGCAAUAGGCUCCAAAGGUAUUUGUAGCAAAAGUUUGGGCGUUACUUGGUGCAGCCAAUUCCAAUCAUGUAGGGCUGAGCUAUUCUUGUUCAUGAAUCGAGGUAUCGCGAGUGGCACGAAACGAUGUAAUCUGUCCUAUAAAUGGUAUUAGGCUACUGUUUGCGGACGAUGAGGGCCAAUAUGUUGACAUUGAUAAUAAUGCAACCAUUCCCCUCGCGCAUGUUUUACUACACACAAGCCUAACGCGCGAGUACGUUCAACUGAAUCGCCUUACCACGCAUCCUCCGGUGCGCACUCAGGGAUUUUGCAACGACCAUCGCGUAUACUACUCCUGUAAAAAUACUUGGGAGGUACCGUGUGAUCGAAGUCUUGCGGGAACGCUCAAUCAGCAAACACCUACCGUUGCCGAUGGAGUCAGAAGCAGAUCGGGCUUCUUAUUUAUCUGAUGCCGUUAUUCGUGGACACUAUCGCCAAGUCAAAUUUUACUUGGACGCUGGCUAUGACCAAGAUUAUAUCGAUCAUUAUCGCGAAGGAAGCACCCCCCUGAUACUGGCGGUUACCCAGUUAAAGGACGACGAAUCGAUAAGAAACCGCUUAAUUGUUCUUUUACUACAUGCCGGAGCUGAUCCCAACAUCGGUGAUAGGUACGGCAUGACACCGCUGAUGCACUCUAUUCUACGUCGUCAAACAAGCUCCAUCCGUCUUCUACUGGAAUCGAAACGACUAGAUCACGGCACGGAGGACUUAGAUGGAAACAGCGCAUUAAUGCAUGCCGCCUCUCUUGGUUUAACGGAGAUAGUGACAAUCAUCCUCGACCGAUUAAGCGCAGUCCACCGGAUGAUAUAUCUUGGACAGAAAAACCGGAAUGGGCUUACAGCUGGAAAUCUGGCUGAAGGAUCUGAAAAGAAGGAAUUAGCCGAUUUACUGAGCUGGAAGAACCAAUAUUUCUUGCCCAGGAACUUUGAAGGAUUUGCUUAUCCACGUCAGCUUGAUCAAGAAAAACAUACUUCAGCGACCAAUAGGAGUGAUGGGCUGCGAGCAUUUAAAGGUGAUAAUCAAACUCUAUAUACCCCCGAAAUACAAAGGCGCCAUUGGCGGAAGUGUGCAAAGCUAAAUGAUGGCAACUGCUCAGAUCAAACUGAUAGCAAUCAACAGUAAAGC